UAUGGUCGGGUUAACGUUGUUGACAUUCUCUCUUAUUCAGUCUUGUUCCUCCUGGGCAGCCAUAUUGUUCAUUUAUAAACAAACUAGCAGAAAUAUAGAAUUUAUAUAUCCAGUUAUUUUAUUAAGAAUGAUUUGGAUAUUGUUAUUCUUCACUGGAAUCACUUAUGGGGAUGCAGGAUAUUGUUCCAUGGCAAUGGCAUGUUAUCCUAGCACCCAACAAAUUAAAACAUUUGACGAUACAAUAGAUGGCAGUGUUUAUAAGGAUGAUGACCAAGCAUACUUAGACAUUGUUGUGAUGAAAAAUACUCGUGUUACGAAAAAACCAGACCUGAUCGUAUUUGUCCAGAACAGCGCUGACGUACAAAAAGCAAUACUUUUUGCCAGAGAGUAUAAUCUUAAAGUAGUGGUACAGUCAUCUGGACAUGACUUUCAAGGUCGUUCAACAGCUGACGACAGUUUUAUGAUAUAUUUAGGAAAUAUGACGAACAUUGAAGUAAACACAUCUAAAACUGACCGAUCCGAUGCGGGGGAAGUAGUUCUAGAAUCUGGAAAACAGUGGGUAGACGUCUAUAUAGAAGUAGACAAACAUUCGAGGGUUGUGGUUGGAGGAAGUGCUCACACAGUUGCAAUCGGUGGAUGGGCCCUUGGUGGAGGCCACAGUCCUAUAUCGGGUGUUGCUGGAUUAGGAGUUGAUAACUUGUUAGAAGUAGAAAUGGUAACAGCAGACGGUAAAAUUGUCGUAGCAGACAACACCUCGACAUUCAUAACAUACCCUAAUGGCACGACACAUACGUCUUCAAAUUCAGAUAUUUUCUGGGCGCUUAGCGGAGGUGGAGGUGGAACUUUUGGUAUUGCUACAAAAUUCACGUUUAAAAUGCAUUUCCCGCCAUCAGGAAUGGUAACAUUUAAUUGCGAUUAUCCGAUUAUUCAUCAAAACGGUAGCAAUGUAGGAAAGACAAUUCUUAGAAAAUAUUCUGAUCUUGUUCCAAACAUGCCACCUGCAUGGGGAGGAUUUCUUAUAGUAUCAUCAUCAUCUAAAAUUAUCUCAAAAUUAAUAUAUAGAGAUGAUUCAGUUGGAAGCAUUAGUAUUUACAUGAACCAUUUUGGAGACUUCAACUCACAAUCAAGAUCAUACAUGGAACCUUUGAUGAAUAUCGAUGGUUUGGCAAGGUUCUGUUAUUACGAAAACCUUUCCACAUUUUGGGAGUAUGAAAAGAACAUUACUGAUGCAAUUUAUAUACGCAGUGCCAUCAUAGGCACUUUGAUGCAAGCUGAUAGUUUUAGUGAUUCCUGGAUAGAAUUCCUAGUUGAUUACAUACUCAGAGCCUACAGAGAGAAUUUGCAGGUCAUCAUGAGUAUGACAGGGAUACUUUUAGGUGGUAAGGUAAAUGAAGCGAGUACAGUGGCCACAUCUGUACAUCCCGGAUGGAGAUCUGCAGUGAUGUCUACAACUGUCGGCGUCGGCUGGGGGAAUGAUGACGGUGAUAAGAAUGACACGGCCUUUUUGAAUUUGAUUAAUUCAUAUCAGAAUAAAUUGUAUACAUUCGGUGAUGGUAUGUAUCCAAAUGAAGCAGGGAGUAAUGUUCCGUCAUUUUCUACACAUUUCUGGGGCUCUAACUAUGGGAGGUUAUUGAAGAUUAAACAAGAAUGGGACCCAGACAAUACAUUUACUUGUUUACAAUGCGUCGGAUACACCGCUUCAACUUCAAGUUCGGAUUACUCUUCCCGUGGAUCAAAAUAUCUCGUCACAUUUCUUAUUUUGUCAAAGUACUUGUUUUACCGUAACUGAUUUGUACCUGGAAUUAUAUUAGUCAUGGACGAUAGAACAGUGCACGGGCGAACAGAUGUUAAAUUAGGUUAUCAUUAUAUAUAUUAUUAGCAUUCAAAUAUAAGUUUUUAUCUCACAUUUUUUUUUUAAUUUAUAGACAGUUUUUAAAUCUUAAUAUCUGAUUAUCAUAAUAUAUGUGUACGCCAGGGGUACAGUAAUUCAUCAUAACCUAAUAAUAUAUGGGCAU
Molecule: messenger RNA, 2015 nt
Organism: Mytilus trossulus (common blue mussel)
Lineage: Eukaryota; Metazoa; Mollusca; Bivalvia; Mytilida; Mytilidae
Exons: 5
Coding region: 2-1789 (595 amino acids)
Molecular function (GO): oxidoreductase activity; FAD binding
Source: RefSeq, a predicted model, not a curated record